AUGAUAACUGAAGUGAUCUCUUACAAAAGUGGUCAGAAGGUAGUGAAUACUACAGCGACCGAGUUGGAAACAGUCGAAAAGGAUGGCAUCAAACACACUUGGAACGGAUGGGUCGAUACUUUCAAUCAUAGCGCAAAUUUCACCUGGAAGAUUGAUUGGGAAGCAUUGAAAAGCCAAGGAGCCGUUCGACUUGAUGGACAUUUGAUCGUCAAUUCUGUUAAUGGUUAUUGGAAUCCACAUAGAGUUGAUAUCAAUUUGACGGACACAAAUCAAUCAGUCUUUACAAUUGUCGGAUCCCGUUACACGGCCUAUAGUAUCACUUUUGAAUACAAUCUAACUGCUCACUUCGUCCCUAGACCCAAAAGGAUUUCUUAUGAUGACAUGUUCGCGGCUUCCGAUAAGACCGAUGUGAUUCUUAUUGUUGAGGGAAAGAAGCUGAAUGUUAACAGAACGUUCCUCUCCUUCCACUCCGACUAUUUCACGACUCUUUUCUCGGCGAACUUCAAAGAAGGGCAAAUGAAAGAAAUCGAAAUCAAAGAAGUUUCCUAUGAAGAUUUCGGACUUCUUCUCUCUAGUAUCUAUCCAAAUCCACAGUUUCCGAAUGAUAGUACUGUCGAGAAGCUUCUCGAGAUGUCUAGCCGUUUCCAAGUGCAAUCGGUUAUCGGAAUCGUGGAAUAUCAUCUUCUCUACAUUUCAAGAAUCGGAUAUGAGAAAAUGAUGUGGUUGGCCGAUGAGUACGUAAUGCCAACACUUCUAGAAAAGUGUAUCAGCCAGAUGAAUUCACUGGAAAAGGCUAAAAAAUUGGAAAAAUCUCCGGAAUUCGAGAAAUUGUCGGUUAAUACCAGAUCGCUGCUUUUCGGACGUCUUUUGAAAGCUCUCUGA
Caenorhabditis briggsae is the source of this 882-nucleotide messenger RNA. RefSeq names its product Protein CBR-BTB-20 (gene Cbr-btb-20). Lineage: Eukaryota; Metazoa; Nematoda; Chromadorea; Rhabditida; Rhabditidae. The record is from RefSeq and is a predicted model, not a curated record. Gene Ontology annotation, molecular function: protein binding. The coding region runs from base 1 to 882 and encodes 293 amino acids. The transcript is spliced from 4 exons.